This is a messenger RNA of Penicillium samsonianum, 891 nucleotides long. RefSeq names its product glycosyltransferase family 32 protein. Lineage: Eukaryota; Fungi; Ascomycota; Eurotiomycetes; Eurotiales; Aspergillaceae. Bases 1 to 891 code for a protein of 296 amino acids. The record is from RefSeq and is a predicted model, not a curated record. Gene Ontology annotation, biological process: mannosyl-inositol phosphorylceramide biosynthetic process. Gene Ontology annotation, molecular function: mannosyltransferase activity. The transcript has 2 exons.
AUGAUCACCAUUUGGGGGAAAGGGUGGACAAGGUUCAUGGCUGUUGGGAUUCUGUCCCUCCUUCUCAUCUUCAUCAUUCAUCUCCUCAUCUUCGCAAAUCACUUUUCCAAUCCCGGCGAACUGUCCGCUUCAAUGGACGUCAUUACCGCGUGCGCUACCUCUAACUUUGAGCACCCCAACGUCUCUCAUUCUGUCGCCGUCCCACAAAUACCCAACGUUGUUCAUCAGAUCUGGAAAACAAAUGACCUCCGAACCUACUCUACGGAAAUAGACCCAUCGCACGACGAGUGGAAGCACACACUCGAGCCCCUAAACUACACGAUCAAGCUUUGGACAGACGAUGACAUCCUCCAACUCAUCAAGGGAAGGUAUCCUUGGCUUUUACCGACGUAUGAAGCCUACCCCCAAAACAUACAACGUGCCGACAUGGCUAGGCUGCUUGUCAUCCAUGCAGAGGGAGGCAUCUACGCAGACCUCGACGUUUACCCGACCUCGGCCACUCAAAUACAAUGCCUCCAAAGUCUCAACCUGGAGGCCAUAUUCGCCCCAACGUCGGGAACUCUUGGGCUGAGCAACCACUUCUUCAUGGCGGAGCCCGGAUCUCCAUUUAUCCUAUGGGCGCUAUACGAGGGCAAGCGCCGCGGCGGCGCUGCGUCUCGAUUCAUCCCCCUGCCGUAUCUGCGAGUCUUUUGGUCCACGGGGCCUACGAUGGUGACAGCGGCAUUUCGAAAGUACGCGUGGUUAUACGGCACCCUUCAGCACAGCUUGGGCGUGUUGGAUGAUGGAUAUUCGGGGGCGGUCAUACAACACAAGGCAGGCAGGUCGUGGCAUGGAUCGGACGGGCGGGCCUUGAACUACAUAGCGGACCGUUGGGAGUGGCCUCUGUCGUGA